Molecule: messenger RNA, 261 nt
Organism: Pseudogymnoascus verrucosus
Lineage: Eukaryota; Fungi; Ascomycota; Leotiomycetes; Thelebolales; Thelebolaceae
Exons: 2
Coding region: 1-261 (86 amino acids)
Source: RefSeq, a predicted model, not a curated record
AUGCUGGACUCACCAGCCGAUACACCAGACCGACAGACUAAUCGAUCAUUCAUAGAGUCGGCGAAUACCUCGAACGCUGCGGCAGGACCAAGCGGUGGGAAGAAUGGCGACAAGGAUGGAAAAGGGAAGGACCCCUUUGGGGCGCCGGGAAGCUGCUGGAAGAGCGCAAAGUAUCGAGAGGACGUGGCUAGGUGCGAGUCGGUGUUGGUACACCAGGAAUGGAGUAUGAAGGAGUUUCCUGACCCACUGGGGGAGAGAUGA